AUGUUCUGUCUACGGAGUUGGCUCCCCCUCCUCUUCAUCCCGACGAACGCCUCGCCCAUCUUCAUCUUCCUCUUCUUCAUCUGCACGUACUUCCUCAACCGGCCCUGCAUCUACUGCUCCUUCCUGCUCCUGAUCCUAUUCGCCUCGUCGUGUCACUGGUCCGACCACUGCUUCUUCGACUUCAGCAGCAACUGGUUUGAGCCCAGGUCCUUGGCACCGACGCCGCUGUCCCCGGAGCCGCCGGCCAACUCAUCGCUGCCGGACCCGACCCUCGAGGAACUCUCGACCUACGUAGGCGCGCUGAACAACACCGCGGCCGCGCUGGCGGGGAUGGCGCUGGAAGAGAUAAAGCGCCGGCUGGCGAUGCGGACUGAGUGGACCGGCAUCGGCGUCGAGUGGCUGCGGAGUCUUCUAGGAAAGAGGGAAUGGCGACUGCCGUGCGUGGAUGUCUACAUACGGCUCUAA
Drepanopeziza brunnea f. sp. 'multigermtubi' MB_m1 is the source of this 465-nucleotide messenger RNA. RefSeq lists its product as uncharacterized. The record is from RefSeq and is a predicted model, not a curated record. Lineage: Eukaryota; Fungi; Ascomycota; Leotiomycetes; Helotiales; Drepanopezizaceae.